AUGAUAACCUUCGCAAGUAGCCCAAUAAGACGACCGACAAUGGAACGAUUCAUAACUAGAGUUGAAAAGAGGCGAAUGGCAGAAAAAGAACUGAAAGGAAUGCUCAAUCAAGGGGAUGUGUCUUUCCCUCGUCCUAAGAAAGUGGGAUCUGGAGAAAGAAGAAGGAACGGACCACAUGAGGUGUUUGUCGACGUGUCACAAGAUGAAACUCUUUCUGCGCUACCACUAACUACUGUUGCUGACGAGGCAAAUUUCAAUAAGGGAACGAAAAUGGGUCACCUUCUCGUCACUGGAAACAACGAUAAUGAUGGCCAAGUGAUCGUUUGCGGUAAACCGUUCUGGAUUGAGGAGCGGGAUUUGGUUGACAACUGUGACAGUGACACCGCAGAAGACCUUCCAUUAAACGCUGAGGUCGUGCUGGAAGUGGAUGAAGGAAAUCUCGAUCUAGCCACCGUACCAACAAUACCAGUAAUACUGGAUCCUUUUGCCGAUCUAAAUGAUCUGCAAAAAAGAGACAAACUGUUCUUCAACAAACCCUUAUUGUUUGGGAACUCUGUGCGAAGUAUGAUUAAUCUUAGUGACAUAACUUCAGUGAAGGCUCCAAGACGUCACGAGAGAAAGAACACUAAACGAAUUGUUUUCACAAAACCAAUAUCAAAAUAUAAUUAUACGAGAGAGAAAUGGUGGCGAUUCGUAGGAACACCCUUCAUCCCUACAAAUCAAGGAGAUUUUUUAUCAGCAGAAAAUAUUUCGAAAACAAAAAGUAGUAUGGAUUCAGUAAAAACUGAGACCACAACGCAAAGCUCUGAUAGAAGUUUGCGAAAAGCUCGUAGAAAAUCCAAGACAAAACCUUCACGAUACCAACAGCGGCAGCAGAGGAAGAGAGCGCGAAGCAGUGGAGAAGUGACCACUUGA
Necator americanus (New World hookworm) is the source of this 915-nucleotide messenger RNA. RefSeq lists its product as uncharacterized. The record is from RefSeq and is a predicted model, not a curated record. Bases 1 to 915 code for a protein of 304 amino acids. Lineage: Eukaryota; Metazoa; Nematoda; Chromadorea; Rhabditida; Ancylostomatidae. The transcript is spliced from 8 exons.